Molecule: messenger RNA, 501 nt
Organism: Kluyveromyces lactis
Lineage: Eukaryota; Fungi; Ascomycota; Saccharomycetes; Saccharomycetales; Saccharomycetaceae
Product: DUF2867 domain-containing protein
Exons: 1
Coding region: 1-501 (166 amino acids)
Source: RefSeq, a predicted model, not a curated record
AUGUCGAAUUCAACAAACACAGAAAAAGACCUAAUACCUCUGGUUGCUCCGCUCAACACUUUAAAUUACAUCCAUCAAGAUCAGAAGCUUAUUGAUAAGCAGAUGACAACCACUCAAGCUUAUCAAUUGAUGACAAGCAACGUACCUUUGUGGUUGGAUACGGCAUUCAAAACAAGAGAUUUUCUUAGUAAGUGGUUGGGUGGGAUACAGUCGAUUAAGGGUUUUGAGGGUUCUGCGAAGCCGCUAAAAGUAGGCGAUAAAGCAGAUUUCUUCGACGUUGUCAAAGUGUCGGAUGAUGAACUAUUUUUGAAGUCUACUGACAAGCAUUUAAGUGUAUUGGUAGCAUUGCAAAUCAAGAACCACGAUGACCUGAGAAAUGAAUUCAGAAUAGCCACCAGUGUGGUUACCUACAAUUUUUUUGGCAGGGUGUACAUGCUGCCUGUGUCUAUGGCACAUGGCUUUAUUGUUAGGUCCAUGUUGGAUAAACUCGAGCCCAUUUGA